Molecule: messenger RNA, 400 nt
Organism: Racocetra persica
Lineage: Eukaryota; Fungi; Glomeromycota; Glomeromycetes; Diversisporales; Gigasporaceae
Source: the annotation of a GenBank genome assembly
AUGAAGAAAUAUUAUGAGCAAAUGAUGAAAAGUAAAGAACAAACAAAGACCAAUCUGGAAUGGAUUGACUUAUCUAGUAGACUUCAACAAACAUAUACUAUAUAUAUACAAGAGAAGAGUAAAACAUAUGUAUUUGAAAGUGAAAAAAAUAAGCCUAUUAUUAAUAUUUUAAAAGAAUCUAUUCCUGAAGAACAUAAUUCGGAAAAAAUGUGUUGGAAAAGGGUUUAUGAUUUACUUUUAUCUUUAGUAGUUAGUGGUGAUAAAUUAAAAAUUCUUUUUGAGUUGUAUUACAAAAUGCUAAGAGAACUGAAUAUGAUUAUUAAUUAUCUACAAUCAGUAGAUAAAGAUGAAUUUGAAGACCUUAAACUUUAUUUUUUGAAUAAAUGCAGCAAAAUGAUAG